AUGGCCAUGCGACCUCUCGAGCUAGAGUAUGAGAUCGCAGUGACGGAGCUGUUGUUUACCUGGCUUCCAGGGGGUGGGGGCACAAGCGCCGCGAAGAAAACACUGUCAACGAAGAGCCAGGGGAAGCUCCUAGGAACGCUGCGAACUGUCGCUGUGCGCGUGCUACAGUUCUUGCGAGUGCGCGAGCCGAAGUACGACCGCGAUGAUGACAUCAUGUUUUACCGUGUCCACAACUUCAGUCAGCAAAAGAGCCGGCUCACACUGGAAAGUCGUAGUUGGGAGCCGAACGCGUCGGCGAGUUCGCAACCAAGGCCGCUGAGUCCGACGAGCGAGCGCGGAGGCUUUAUGCACACGGGCCGCUAUCAGUCCAGCGGGCCGCGACUCACGCUCGCGCCGCCAGAACACUCGCCGCAACACCGGGUGAUGAGCGACGAGCACGGACACCAAUUUUUCAUGAACAACAUGGAAGCAAACCACAUCGAACUAGCCCGGCGCGAGGUGCUAGACAAUGACACGGGGAGUCCCGGAGGAGCGUCGUCGCCGUCGGCACGCGCGGGAUAUAGUGGUCUCAGUGUGGGUCUCGGUGAUCCCGCGAAGCGUUUUGGUUUUCUGCACUUCUCGAACAACCUCAAGCGCACAGUUCCGAGUACGCAACCGCCAUUGCAUUUGCACCCACCGCGCGGGCUUUUGAUAGAUAAAUCCGUUCUGCACGGCGCCGAGUUAGAGACGGCGAAUGCGCUGAGCGACGCGGCGAACUCUCCUAGAAUCCAGAAACGCACGCUCUCCCACAUCAGUGGCGUCUCAGAUGGUGCGGCGUCAGAAAAGUCCCACUUGGUCAAGAAAGCACACGCCUACCACGAGCUCGCGCACGCAGCUGUCUUCGGCUCCAGAGAACACCGCGAACAAAAUGUGAACAGUGCGGCAGCUUCGGCCAGAAGUACGAGCUCGCCCUCUCCACGUAGCGGCGCACCGGAGCGGUCAGCCCGCCGCCAAUCGGAGAUUGGUAUACUCGGCAACGUACUCGGAUCCGCUUCGGAUCUGAGCCUCUCGCCACACAAACCUCAGUACAACCUGCACGCGCACAGUAAGCCCAACUUCUCGGCAAAAAACGUUGGAAAAAUAGGCUCGAACUUCAUGCUGGAUCCCGCUUACAAGACGAGGAAAUCGCUGGAGCAAUCCAGUACGCACUACAUCAAAGGAGGAGGAGGUAGAAGUUCGUCAAGUAACGUGAACAGGGGUCGCGCAUCAAUACAAAGCUCAGGUAAUCUCGUCAAAACGGGUCUCAUGAAAUUUACAGCGGAGGGUUCACCAUCGAGACUCGGAUCCCCAGAAUCAAGAACUGGCGCCGAAUCGGCAAGACUCUUUAGGUUAUCAAACUUUCUGUGAAGAACAAAAUAUAUUUUUCUAGUUUCAAGAUCUGCAUCAGGAGCUUGUUCAGGAAGUAGUUGUUGAUCUUUGCAUUCGUCAUCGUCAUAUACUUCGCGUGCAUGUUGGUGCUAAAGUAUUGUUGAUGAAUAUUCUUGUGGAGUUAGUAUAAGAAAGAUUCUCAGAAGUGGAAGUCAAUCCUUUUUUUUCCAAAAUUAUGCAGGACCGGUUCUACUGUUGAAAUGCACGAGGCGGACACAAAGGGCGGCAUCCAUGCGGACGAGGUCGAGAUGGGGCACGUUCCUCACAUUCUACUAGAUGAUAUGGACCUCAACGGGGCAAGUCCGCAGGCCCUAGCCAAGCGGGUGUCACAGGGAGGUAGCAGAAGUAGGAAGAGCCCACAUCAUAUUUUGGACGAGCGAAUGAAAAACCCGCAGCUUCUAGGUCGACGGCAAUCGCAGAUAGACCGGUCAUUGAGUAUUGCGGAAAAGCGACGUAGGUCGCGUGAAGAGAAGACCAAGCGAAAAUCCGACUUCCUCGACAACCACUACAAAGCCCAGGACGCGGCGCAUUCGUCUACCAUGCACGUCGUUCGCACAGAGGCUGGACGCGUAAUCAGUCGCACACAAAGCAAACUCGAGGAUACACAAUUUGAGGAGGGGGCGCUCACACCUGCUUCCUCCCGUUCACGCGGCGGGUCCCCGGCUUCCUCUCGGCGAGCGUCGCCUCAAAUGACCAGCGCUUCGGCAGCGACUAAGCAGAAAAAGAGCACCAACUUCAACUUCAAGCGGGGCGCCUCAUUGUUGGGUGGCCAGAUGAAUUUUGUGCCCGAUGCCCGCACGAAGAAUACCGGAAAAAUGCCCACCAACAAGAACAAAAAGGCGACAAGUAGUGCUAUUGGUACUCGAGAAACAGAGUGGAGCGACCCCGCGGAAGCAGCUCGCAGUCUCAUCGUAGAUCUCGGUGUGGAAGAGGACGCGGAGAAUGCGCGAACCUACGCCAGCGCAGUGGACGGGGUUGAGCAGCCCUCCCGCGCUUUUGCGACGGGAGUCGAAAAUGAUUCCGGUGGUCCUCGACAUUCUUCUCGCGCGUUUGUCUCAGCAGCGGACGAGCUUGAAGGCGACGUAGACGCAGUCAAGGAGGGUGGCUCAGAUGAACUACACGAAGGCGGUGAGCAAGCAGAGAAUGGUAGUUCCUCAGGAUCAUCGCUGGUGAGGUUGAGCACCGAUGCUUCCACCUCUGCCAGUAGAAUGAAGGAGGUUCCAUCGACGACAUCAACCGCGGCGUCUUUGCGUGGUAACGGCUCGCCUACAUUUACUUUCUACCCAGCCGAGGCGACAGGCGCCGGCGCAAAGAUGAUGGGUAGCUUCGGAGCAGCAGGUCCUCCUUCAUCCUCGAAAUUCUCGGCUACCAAGGCAGGAGAUUCAGGAGCAGAAAAUGAUAGCAAAAGUCGUGGGACGAUAGGAGCGACCACUAGUUCUAGUACAUCAACUUCAACAGGUCCUGGUGGCGUAGAGCAAGGGAGCGAAGCAAGAAUCGGCACGCGCAUAAAAGCGGUGAAAACGUCAACUCCGAAAGUCGGCAUGCCUGCGUUCAAUUUCCAUUUCGGCACUACGCCAGACACGACUGGUGGAGCCCUGCCGUUUGCAACCCUGAGUGGUUCCGAAACGACCGGUGGGAGCACCUCCUCAUUUUCCAGAAGUACCAGACCGGCAGCAGCAGCGGACAAGACGAGAAUGACGACCUUGAAUUUAGGCUCAUGGACCGGCGAAGAGGCCGAUGACCGCGAGCAGGAGAGCAGCGAGGUAACAGCAACGCCUCCAGGUUUGCGACCUAAAACCAACUACAACGUGGUGGAUAGAAAGAGCAGCACAACCGAGGCCGGAAAUGAUAUUAGAAGUAGGACUAAUGCUAAUCUUGUCCAUGCUCGUCAUCAUGGUGGGAGCACUAUGACCACGCCUGUUCUGAACCUGAUGAAAUCUGGAGUACCUGCUGCCUCUCGUACCAUGCCUUCAGCAAGUCCUAUGACUGGCAAGUUUAUAGUGAAUAAAUCCUCGAACCCUAAUAUCGACGACGGCGCAAAUCCGGGGCAGCGCACGCAGCUUCUGCUAGGGAGGAGAGACGCGGCAGGUAGUCGCGGAGCACCCAUUUCCUAUGCAACAUCUUCAUCAAACACAGGAGCUUCACACACAUCCGGUCUCAGGGGGGCAGGACAUCAUCCACGAACGCAGCAUAAUACGCAGGUGGACUUCUUUCGCGGGAAAAAUGAACAGCAGCUCUCCUUAAGGAACUCGCUGCCUGCGUCUGCGAGAACACAGGACGAAGAUGGAGUACGACAGCGGUGGUGGGAUGAUGUAAUGCCCGUUUGGGGUGAAAAGCGUGAAAAUGAAGAUGAAACUAGUAGAGGUGACAAGAGAAAUGCAAAUCCUGGUACUAGUUCAACAACAAGUAGUAGAAGGGGGAAUAAGAAGCCACCACAGGGACCAGCUUGCAUUAGCAUAAAGACAAAGCACUCGGACAUGUCUUGGACACCAGGGACGCAAGCGAGCGUUGAGCAGUAUGAGGGCGUACUUGCGUCCUCCCGCAGCGGGAAUCGCAGCAAAGUGGUCUCCACUAACUCGAGCAAGCGGUCUACGAGUUCGGCAUGUCUCCUGCACAAAUCUUCGUCACUCAACAGACUUGCUUCACCAGCUCUAAAAGUGCCCUCCCUCCUAGAUCUCAGGCUGAACAUGUCGUAA
Molecule: messenger RNA, 4103 nt
Organism: Amoebophrya sp. A25
Lineage: Eukaryota; Dinophyceae; Syndiniales; Amoebophryaceae
Source: the annotation of a GenBank genome assembly